AUGGCCUUCGACCACGCUAGUGGAAGUACGAGGGUCGAGACGGUACUCGGUCUACUCGUCGAAUCCAGUGUGGUUUACUGCGUCUUAUGGGGUGUGCUCACCUUCGUCAUCAUCAGAAAUGACAGGUAUCCGAACACGGUCACUUCGUACGAGAUCAUAGCAGCCAGCUACCAUUACUUUGCCGGCAUAUAUGUGACUCUGGUCAUCCUCGUGCUCGAGCUGCAGAAAAGCUUUGCAAACUCCGUCGACGUCUCGACGAUGGUGUCGCGCGGGAUCUCUUUCGCAGCGGCGCCUGGCCUGCCAGGGAAUGAUUCGGUACUGGAGGAUUCAUACGACUCGUACGAUUCGGGGACGCAACCCUCGGCUACAGUACGUGGGUCAAGUGUCUCUAGCAUGGGCUGCAAGGGCAAGGGACCAGCACGCGAAUAUAUUCAGGACAAGUCGGACGUCCUGGAGUUACGACCAAGAUGUCCAGUGGAUAGGCCUGAAGGCGGACAGCCUGCCGAUGUAUAUGUAGGUAUGGAGAAUUUGGGUAUGUCUAGUGACGUUUCUAGAUGA
This is a messenger RNA of Schizophyllum commune H4-8, 558 nucleotides long. RefSeq lists its product as uncharacterized. The coding region runs from base 1 to 558 and encodes 185 amino acids. The transcript has 3 exons. The record is from RefSeq and is a predicted model, not a curated record. NCBI's taxonomy places the organism in Eukaryota, Fungi, Basidiomycota, Agaricomycetes, Agaricales, Schizophyllaceae.